UGUUUCAUUUUAUUCUUUAACAAUUGACAUUACACAAAAAUACUUCUUCACUAUAUAAUUAGUUGCCAGUUGGAUAAUUGAUUCGUGAUUAUUGAUUAUGAUUUGUGACCGUUUUAUUGUUAUCAGCACUAAUUUUUGCUACUGAUACAUAGUUAAAUCUGCAUUAAGUACUUCAUUGGUUACUAAAAAUUAUACAAGAAAAUGGUUCAUGUUUACCCAAAAACUUUAGAUACAAAAAUUCUGAAUGAAAUCUAUAUUAACAAAAACAGUGUUGAUGCACAAGUUGAGAAAAUUCUUAACCAGUUUCCAGUAUCAAAUCCUAUAAAUAAGGAUUGGCUGUACAGAGUUAUUUCUAUGAUAGAUUUAACAACCCUUGGUGGUGAUGACACCCGUUCAAAUGUUGUCAGACUGUGCAAUAAAGCUGCCAAUCCAUUAGGAGUAUAUCAAAACGAAAUAAAAGUUAAAACAGCAGCAGUAUGUGUUUACCCUAACCGAAUAAAAGAUGCCUAUGAAACCAUUUCAAGAUUGAAUCUUAAAAAAGAUAUUCAAAUUGCCUCAGUGGCAACAGGCUUUCCUUCUGGACAAUAUCCUUUAAGCACACGCUUACAGGAAAUAAAGUUUGCUUUAGACAAUGGAGCUACUGAGAUAGAUGUAGUAAUAGAUAGAAGCCUCGUCCUCAUGGGGGAGUGGGAAACAUUGUAUGAUGAGUUACUUCAGAUGAGGAGGGUGUGUGGGAGAGCACACUUAAAAGUUAUCCUUGGAGUGGGAGAACUCGGUUCUUAUGAAAAUGUUUAUAAUGCAUCCAUGGUGUCAAUGAUGGCAGGAGCCGACUUUAUAAAAACUUCCACAGGAAAGGAGGCUGUGAAUGCUACUUUACCAGUGGGAUUAGUGAUGUGUCGUGCUAUAAGAAACUAUUAUCUGAUGACUGGAACUAAGGUGGGCUUGAAACCCGCUGGUGGUAUCAAGACAUCCAAAGAUGCUGUUAAUUGGCUGACAUUGGUUUAUAAUGAAUUAGGACAAGAGUGGCUCUCUCCAAAACUCUUCCGCAUCGGUGCGUCCAGUCUACUUGAUGUUAUAAUCAGGGACAUACAAAAAGUUCAGUGAUAACAUUCAAAAAUAAUUAUAUUGCAUUCAUCUAUGUACAUACUAAUAAUUUUUUAUUACAUGUUAAAAGUUUUAUACUAUAUUAGAUUUUUUUAUACUUCAAAGUGUGAAAAAUAUUGAGUCAUAUAUUUUUAUAUAUUUGUUACAUACAACUUUAAACGCUUAUAUACAUGUAUAUAAAAAAUACUUUUUCAAUAUAUUAUUAAAAAUA
Danaus plexippus (monarch butterfly) is the source of this 1315-nucleotide messenger RNA. It is a transcript of the gene Dera, whose product is annotated as deoxyribose-phosphate aldolase. Gene Ontology annotation, biological process: carbohydrate catabolic process; deoxyribonucleotide catabolic process. The transcript is spliced from 7 exons. The coding region runs from base 202 to 1104 and encodes 300 amino acids. Gene Ontology annotation, molecular function: deoxyribose-phosphate aldolase activity. The record is from RefSeq and is a predicted model, not a curated record. Gene Ontology annotation, cellular component: cytoplasm. NCBI's taxonomy places the organism in Eukaryota, Metazoa, Arthropoda, Insecta, Lepidoptera, Nymphalidae.